Molecule: messenger RNA, 4282 nt
Organism: Dipodomys ordii (Ord's kangaroo rat)
Lineage: Eukaryota; Metazoa; Chordata; Mammalia; Rodentia; Heteromyidae
Gene: Snapc4
Product: small nuclear RNA activating complex, polypeptide 4, 190kDa
Exons: 22
Coding region: 10-4086 (1358 amino acids)
Source: RefSeq, a predicted model, not a curated record
GCAGAAACCAUGGACAUAGAUGCAGAAAGAGAGAAAAUAACAAAGGAGAUCAAGGAGCUGGAAAGGAUUUUGGAUCCCAGUUCUUCCAGCAUCCACUUGGAAGUCUCUGAAUCAAGUCUCGAUUCCUCAGGCUCUGAAGCAGAUUCGCUGCCCAAUGAAGACUCAGACACCACUGGUGCUCCAGUCUUGGAAGGGGAAAGGUGGGGUGAGGCCAGCAAUGAUGAAGAGGACCACAAGGAUAAAACACUCCCUGAAGACCCUGAGACUUGUCUGCAGCUCAAUAUGGUCUACCAAGAGGUCAUCCGUGAGAAGCUGGCAGAGGUCAGCCAGUUGCUGGCCCAGAACCGGGAGCAGCAGGAGGAAAUUCUAUGGGAUUUGGCUGGGUCCAAAGGCCUCAAGAUGAAGGAAGGCAGAAGCCUGCCUCCCAACAUGUACAUAGGCCACUUCAUGAAGCCGUACUUCAAGGACAAGGUCACUGGAGUGGGUCCCCCUGCCAAUGAAGACACUCGAGAGAAGGCUGCCCAAGGAAUCAAGGCCUUCGAGGCGCUCCUGGUGACCAAGUGGAAGCACUGGGAGAAAGCCCUGCUCCGGAAGUCUGUGGUGAGCGACCGCCUGCAGCGUCUGCUCCAGCCCAAGUUGCUAAAGCUUGAGUAUUUACGCCAGAAGCAGAGCCGUGUGUCCAGUGAGCCAGAGAGGCAGGCCCUGGAGAAGCAAGUCAGGGAAGCAGAGAAGGAGAUCCAGGAUAUCAACCAGCUUCCGGAAGAAGCCUUGCUGGGGAACAGGCUGGACAGCCAUGACUGGGAGAAGAUUUCCAAUGUCAAUUUUGAAGGAGGCCGCAGUGCAGAGGAGAUUCAGAAGUUCUGGCAGAGCUCUGAGCACCCAAGCAUCAACAAGCAGGAUUGGAGCACAGAGGAGGCAGAUCGGCUGAGGGCCAUCGCAGCCAAGCAUGGCCACCUGGAAUGGCAGCAAGUUGCAGAGGAGCUAGGGACCGGCCGCAGUGCCUUCCAGUGCCUGCAGAAAUUCCAGCAGCACAACACAGCACUGAAGCGCAAGGAGUGGACAGAGGAGGAGGACCACAUGCUCACCCAGCUGGUCCAGGAGAUGCGUGUCGGGGACCACAUCCCAUACCGCAGAAUUGUCUACUACAUGGAAGGGAGAGACUCGAUGCAGCUGAUCUACCGAUGGACCAAGAGCUUGGAUCCUAGCCUGAAAAAGGGGUUCUGGACCCCCGAGGAAGACGCUAAGCUGCUUCAGGCUGUUGCCAAGUACGGGGAGCAGGACUGGUUUAAAAUCAGAGAAGAGGUGCCAGGCAGGAGUGAUGCCCAGUGCCGGGACCGCUAUCUCAGAAGAUUACAUUUCAGCUUGAAGAAGGGACGAUGGAAUGCAAAAGAAGAGGAGCAGUUAAUUGAAUUAAUAGAAAAAUAUGGUGUUGGUCACUGGGCAAAAAUUGCUUCUGAACUACCUCAUCGGUCAGGUUCCCAGUGUCUGAGCAAGUGGAAAAUCAUGGUUGGGAGGAAUCAGAGCCUCCCUAGACGGCGGCGGCGGAGGCCACGCCGCAGGGUCCACUGGAGCUCCAGUAGCAGCAGUGACAGCGGCAGUGAGGACAGUGCUGAUGCCAGCAGCAGCAGCAGCAGCAGCAGCAGCAGCAGCAGCAGUGAGAGCUCAGAGGCGGAACUGGAAGAGCCUCAGGGGCAAGCCAGAGUGCUGCUGCCCCCACAGUACACAGUACCAGACCUGGACCUGUGGGUUCCUGCCAGGCAAAGUGCUAGCCAGCCACAGAAAGGAGGUGCCUCCUCUUCCCUCCCCAAGGGCUCUGAUGCUGCCCCAAGUCGCCCCAAGGAAGUUCCCACCUCUGCUCCUGGAGGGAAGCCGCCUUCCAGGAUACAAGGCACCAUCCCAAGAGGGGUCCAGUACCCACACCCACCAGACACUCACCCAGUGAACGUGGAGGAGCCAGCCUUCGAGAAGGAAAGACAGAGGCAGCCAGUGUUGCCUGACUCACCCCCCGGGCCUGGCCCUGGAGACGGCGUGACUGGGCCCCACCUGAAGAGGCUGUGGCGGCAGCGCCAGAGACAUACUUUACGCCAGAGACUCCUGGAUCGCAAGCUUCUGCUGGCCGUGACGCCCUGGGUGGGUGACGUCACCCUGCCCUGCACACAGGCUUCCCGGAGGCCGGGGGCAGUGCAGACUCACGCUGACCGCGUCAGGAUGAAGCUGGAGCAUGCACACCUAGCCAGCACUCCAGUGUUCACGCUGUUCAUCCAGCUGCUACAGAUAGACACUGCAGGCUGUAUGGAGGUUGUUCGAGAGAGGAAGGCCCGGCCGCUCACAGCACUCCAGCCUGGUGCUCAAGCACCACUGUCACGUCUUCUACAGGAGUCCGCCAGUGUCCAGAGCACCCCAGGCCGCCCCUUCCCGAAUGCGCCACCUCAGGGCACUGCCCAGAACACCAGCCAUGUAGGGUACAGAGGGCUGGGAUCCUGCCACACUGAGUCUGCCUCAUCCCAGGUGCCUGCGCCUGCCCCCUGUGGCCCCCGGCCCAAGCCCAAGACAGUGUCUGAGCUGCUGCGAGAGAAGCGGCUCCGGGAGUCCCGUGCCAAGAAGGCCGCCCAGGCCCCCGUGGCUCUCCAGCCCCAGCUCUUGGUCUCCUCACCUGUGGUCCUGCAGCCCUCUCUGCCCCCAGCCUCCCAGGGCCUCCCAGCCCCCUGCCUUACCAUUACCAACCCCACGCUGUCAGGGCCCGGGAGCCCUGUGCUGGCCAGUGCAAGCCCUUCGGGCUCCUGGCAGGAGGCUGGGGCUUCAGCCAAGGAUGAGCGGCCUGCUGGCCUACAAGCUGUGACCCUCACCCCUGUCCUCCCAGGAGCCCAGGGUACAGCCUCUUCUGCCUGCAGCCUCCCUGCUCUGGGCCUCAGUCAGGGCCCUGUGAGCUGUCCUCCAAGCAGUCUGGGGCAGCCUCAGGCCCCUGCCACAUCCCAGGAGCAGAGCCUGCCCAGAGUCCUGCCCCUUUUCCCCACCACCCCUAGCCCUGCUCAGCUGCCUCUUCAGCCCCUCAGCCUGCCACCCCAAGGGGGGUCUCCCCUAGCCAGCCUGCCCCUGCCAGUCACCUGGGUGCUCACAGCACAGGGGCUGCUCCCUGUGCCCGUGCAAGCCAUGGUGGGCGUGUCCGGGCAGGUGGCCACUCCCGACCCUGCAGGGCUGCCAGCAACCCUGCCACCUCCCCCUGCUGAGACCCCUUGCCUGUCCCCAGCCAGUGCAGACCCGGAGCCCGUCCCUUCCUCCAUGACACUGCCCCCCUCACGCCUCCUGUCCCGAAGCUCAGCUGAAGACAGUGAGCCCCAGUGUGCCCCGGCAGAGGCCCAGGCCAGCCAUACAGAAGCAGAACCCCCCAGACUGAACCAGCUGCCUACCCACAGUGCCCCUGGCUGCAGGGGUGAUGCAGUGGGGCUACCAGGGAACUCCUCGGGGUCACUGAGCCUGGAGAGGCCUGAGAAGGGCGCAUGGGACCUGGGCCUGCUCUCCCAAGAGAAUGAGGCUGCCCUGAGGAAGUGGCUGAAGGGGCAGCAAGGUGCCCAUGUGCCCCGGCUAGAGAGCAGGCUGCCCUACCAGCCCCCUGCCCUGUGCAACUUGCGGGUGCUGUCCAGCCUCCUGCUCCAUAAGAAGGCCUUGGAGCAGAAGGCCGCCUCUCUGCUGGCGGGAACCGAGCCGGAGGCUGGGGCCACCCAGUCCUCACUGGGCCUGGUGCGGAGGCGGCUCCGGGACAACCCGGCCUACCUCCUGUUGAAGACACGGUUCCUGGCAGCCUUCGCGCUCCCUGCAUUCCUGGCCACUCUGCCUCCCUGUGGUGUCCCCACCACCCUGUCACUGGCCCCAAGGGUGGACACGGAGAGUGAAGACGACCUGGGGGAGCUGGAUUGCAAGGACAUGUCCAGUGUAGUGCAGGUGGGCCCGGUGGCCGUGAGCCCCACCCAGAGGUCCCCACACCCCAGCAAGGCCUCAGCCCCUUCCCAGCUGGACACUUCUGAUGACCUUCGUGUGCUCAGGACCCGUCAUGCCCAGCACGCCCGGAAGCGGAGGCGGCUGCCAUGAGCAGUAGGACAAGGACUCUUACGGCCCAGAAGCACAGGCCCCAUGCCUACCUGGGAGCCCAUCACAGGCCGCAGGAAGAAGCAGCUGAAGCCUGGGAAGCUGACAGCCUGCAGACAGGCCUAAGAGGGAACGAGACCACAGUGACCAGCAGACACAGCUGGCCUGGUCCCUGCGUGCAAGUCCACAUAUUGGAAGA